Penicillium diatomitis is the source of this 3750-nucleotide messenger RNA. RefSeq lists its product as uncharacterized. Gene Ontology annotation, biological process: intracellular transport. The transcript has 2 exons. The record is from RefSeq and is a predicted model, not a curated record. The coding region runs from base 1 to 3750 and encodes 1249 amino acids. NCBI's taxonomy places the organism in Eukaryota, Fungi, Ascomycota, Eurotiomycetes, Eurotiales, Aspergillaceae.
AUGUCUAAACGCACAGCGCAAGGUCCUCAAGGGUCAAAGGACACAGAGUUUGAAUUCGGGAUGCAGGGCACGCCAGAUGACAAGCCUCAACGGGCCACGGCCGCCCAGCUAGCCAGUCGAAAGAUCAAGGAAAUUCGCAAGCGACCUCGUGGUACUACUCCAACUGGUGGCGCGGGUGAGUCGUCAAUUGCAUUCGGACAGCUAUCAUCUGCUCCAGCUUUCCAAGCCUCCUCGUUCUCAGCGCCUUCAAGUCAAACCGGAGGUUUCAACUUUGGUCAGGGUCAGAGUCAAAGCUUUCCAGGAGCUGCUGUGGCUCCAGGCCAGCCUAGCCAGGAAAGCGAUUCGCCCUUCUCUUUUUCAUCAAAGCCUUUCGGAUUCUCUGCGGGCAGCACUGCGGGAUUUAACGCCGCCUCGACUUCUACUCAUAACCCAUUUUCAGGCGCCUUAUUCGGGGCUGCGAACACUGCGCCUGCUCAAGCCAAUGCCGGUGCGGGUGCAGCUCCUGUGAGCUUUGGCGGGUUCGGAAAUCAACCUGCCUCGCAGCCAACCUCCUUAUUCGGCACUACCCAGACCGCAAACUCGUCCGCUGAUUCCUCUGCGGUUGCCAGCAUCUUUAAGCGCAAGGACCCCACAGAUACGGCCGAACCCGCCCCGGCAGAUUCCAUGCAGAUGUCUCCUGAGGCGAAGCCUGUCACCACCAGCAAGAGCAAUUUUUGGCAAAUGGCCAACCCAAACGAGCCGUUCCGAAAGCCAGCCGCCACAAGCAAUCCCUUCUCGUUCCAAUCGGCGACUGCGGACGCUGGAAAAGCUACAUCUUCCCAAGAAAAGGCGGACAGUAUUUUUGCGUCAAAACCGGCUUCUACGCAGUCGGCUCCGGCCUUCUUUGCCUCCCAGGCCCCCUCGUCAUCCAACAUAUUCGCACCCCAAGCUCCGUCAAGUAAUCAAACUGCAGAUUCACCUUCGACAAAGCCAACAAAUGGUCUCUUUGGAGCUGCUGGCACCACACAGUCUAAUGCCUUUGCACCUGUCGCAGAGAAGUCAUCGUCGCAGGACCUGUUUGGCUCGAAUUCGAGCGGACAGGAUAAACCAGCAGUGCCUACAGCGAGUCUCUUCGGAGCCGCUGGCACGAAGCCGUCGAAAGUUUUCGGAUCUGUACCGGAGACGUCGUCAUCGCAGGGCUUGUUCGGCUCGAAUUUGAGCGGAGAUGGACAACCGGCAAAGCCUGCAAGUAGUAUCUUUGGAGCGCCUGGAACAACCCCGUCAAGUCUUUUUGGACCUGCAGCGGAAAAGUCAUCGUCGCAGGGCUUGUUUGGCUCGACUUCGAGCGGGCAGGAUAAUCCAGCAGUGCCCACAGCGAGUCUCUUCGGAGCCGCUGGAACAAAGCCGUCAAAGAUUUUCGGCCCUGCAUCGGAUAAAUCGUCAUCGCAGGGUCUGUUCGGCCCGAGUUCCAGCGGAGACGGAGUGUCUGCAAAGCCAACCGGGUCGAAUCCAUUCGGCGGUCUGUUUGGUACAAAUUCGAGCACCUCACAAGCUCCCUCACCCACCAAGCAAGCCGACGCCCAGCCUUCCGGCGGUCUUUUUGGAGGGCCUGCUGCUGCUAAGUUAGGCUCACAGUCUGGCAACUCUCUCUUCGGUGACAGUGCCUCUAGGCUUUCGCCCCCAUCAACCACUCCCAGUUCUCAAAGUCUCUUCUCUUCGAAACCCACAGUCGAGCAACCUGCACCCAGCCCCGCGAAGCCCCUUGUCAACAAUUCCGACAGCAAGGCUUCAGAUGGCCCUCUCAAGCCUACAUCAACUCUCGGUCCAAAAAGCGGCAUGGAGAAAAAGGGUGCUUCAGAUCUCCCAUUGCCAACCCUUCCAUCCGGAACCAGCCCGGAAGUGAGAGCGAAUACGGAACUUCUGUGGAAAGUCAGAGGGCUCGACGCGGUGUUUAAGGAGCGUGUUCUUAAGUACGAGCCUGGAGUUCAUGGCUUCGAUGAUCUUAUUCUGUUCUACAUCAAGGUGCGGAACGGCAUGGGUGCGCCACUGAAGGGUGCCCCGGAGCCCAAGCGACAGCCUACACAUGAUGCUAGCUUGAGCGGCUCCACGACAUCUGGCGUGUUUGCCAAAUCUUUCUCUGCCCCUGGCUCAACUCAUGCGGUGCCUGCAUCCUCGUCAAGCAGCACGACAAACCUGUUCGCCAAAGCCGCUGCCAAUGGGAGUGUGUCAUCUCCAGAAACGACUGGCCCCAUCGCCUCUACAGCGAAGCCUCCCAGCAGUCUAUCUGCCUCGCCGUCGUCACCUGCGCCGAGCUCAGCUGACUCUUCUAAACUAGCUGGCAAUAUGUUUGCUCAGUUAGCUCCCCAAACAUUACAGAAGGAGGCCACAGCGCCGGCUCUUCCUAAAUUUGGCGGUGGCGGUACAGUAGAUUUCAUGGCCCAAUUCAAACAAAAGGCUGAAAAGACCAUGAAGGAAGAGAAAGCCAAGCGCAAGGCUGAGGAAUUUGACUCGGAUGAAGACGACGAAGAGGAAUGGGAGCGUCGCGAUGCUGAGAAACAGCGUGAGAAGCGUGCUAAGCUUGAAGCUGACGGAGCCAAGAAAAAGAAAUCCGUCUUCCGGAAUGGGAAAUUUGAAUGGGUAGAUGUUGAUGAGCCAACUGCAGCGGAGCCCACCACCACCACUUCGUCUACGCCUUCGGACAAGGCUGUUGAUCAGCCUGUUGAUAAACCCGCAGGCGAGUCCUCUGAAAAACCAGCAACCAGCAGCCUGUUUGCGCCUUCUAGCGGAGCCUCUUUCAAUGCGUCCUCCCCGGGUUCUACUACUGGAUCGAUCUUUGAGUCAUCUGGUCAACCUUUGCCUGCAUCCGAGAAUAUCUUUGGUCGUCUCACGCCGAGCCAGAAUGAUUCAGGCAAAGAGAGCGACGAGUCUGAUGAGGAAGGCAAGGUUGAGUUCACCAAGCAGACGAAUUCCCCAGAGACGACGGAUGCCGCCAAGUCCAGUCUGAAUGCGCCGCUCCCAGCGCCAACUGUGGAAGCUGGUCGAAGUCUUUUCGAUCGAGUGUCGUCGCCAGCACCAGCAGCUCAGAAGGAGUCCGCGUCGUCUACUUCCGGCCUGUUUUCCGCCAGCUUCGGUCAAGGUAGUUCUUUCGGUUCGCCUGCAACCUUCGGACAAAACGGCGCGACGUCUACCCCAGACAAGAGCAGCAAUCCUUUUGGUCAAAGCUUGUCCUUUGGCCAGAGCACCGCUUACACGCCUGGAGUCGACAAGACCUGGAAGCCCAGCUCACCGAUCAAGUUUGCUGCGGGCUCAGCGCCAGUAGCUGCUUCAGCGCCGGCUUCAACUUUGGCUUCAACUCAGCCGUCAAGUGAGGCCGGCUCAGGGGCUGCCACCCCUGACGAAGAGAUCAGUACUGGCGAAGUCUUCGACAUGUCCAAGGCAAACGCAGGCGAGGAAGAGGAGAAUGUUGUUUUCGAGUGCAAAGCCCGCGCUUUCAAGCUGGCUACUGGUUGGCAACUACAAGGUACCGGUAUCUUGCGUUUGCUGCAGCAUCCUGGAACCAAGCGAGCUCGCAUCGUGCUACGUGCCGACCCUGGCGGCAACGUCAUCCUGAACACGUUCCUCAAGAAAGAUCUUGACUAUACUCGUCAAGGGAACAGUGUCCAGUUCUUGGUUCCUCGGGCAGACCAAGCUCAGCCUGAGCAUUGGACUGUUCGUGUAAACGCGCAGUCCAUCGAGAAGCUCCACCCGAAGAUGCAGGAGAUCAAGAACUAA